This is a messenger RNA of Bactrocera oleae (olive fruit fly), 5243 nucleotides long. RefSeq names its product nose resistant to fluoxetine protein 6. Gene Ontology annotation, molecular function: acyltransferase activity, transferring groups other than amino-acyl groups. The record is from RefSeq and is a predicted model, not a curated record. Lineage: Eukaryota; Metazoa; Arthropoda; Insecta; Diptera; Tephritidae.
AUGCAUUGAGGCUUUUAACUAAAGUCGGGAAGAGAUUUCGACAGCCACGAGCGAUACGAGCAGAAGCAUGGACAGGCAGAGCAGAUCGAGUGUACAAGUAACCAAUUAUUGUAGUUGUGAAGCUACAAGAUUGAGGCCAACGCUUGCCUCGAACAAUUGUUCGGAGUAUUAGCCUGUCUGCUUGUCUCAAAAGAAGAAAAGCACUUUUCAGUUCACUUUCGAUGGUCAAUCAGUCAAGACACGUUCAGCUCGUGACGUCCUUGCUAAAAGCAAUUUGUAUUAAUAACAAACCUAUGUGAUCUUGCAGAGAGUGAGAGCACGGCUUGAAGAAGGUUCUCAAAACAAACAAUAAUCGCUCACUAAAAUCGGCAGCUCGUUACCAAAAAGUUUCGCGAGAGCGCCGCGCACGCUCACUAUUCCAAAAGAAACUUAAACGAACCUUCAUUUCGGCUAGCUUCGUCCAACGCUGUUAAUGUAUUUUUACAACAAGCCGCGCCGCGCAACCGCAAUUCGAAUUUGUGCUAUCGCACAAAUCGGUCGACACUGCUUGCGUACGUUACACACUCGCCCACUUACUGGGUAAGGAAACAAGUCACGGCAUACAAAAAACGAAUUUUAGCUCGCUGAUCGUUGAAUAACACACAGAAAUACCGCAAUAGUGCACGGUGCCCGUAAAUAAGGAAAGUAAAAGUGUUCCUCCUCUGGUUGUUUGUUCAUUUAUGGAGGUCCGAAGUUACGAAACACUUGUAGAAAUAUUCAUAGCACAAGUAUAACGGCCAAAAUUGGAAAGUAAAAGAGAAUAACAGAAGCGUGAAUGAAUUGUUAACUUGGUCAGUUUUUCGAAUUCGUUAGUAACGGUUAAUUUACGUCCUGCAGUUUCCUUCAAACAAUUUGUAUAAUUUUGGGUCAUACAGUUAACAUUUGAUUAUAUAAAAAAAAAAUAAAUAAAGAUACGAGUUGAAGUGAAAACUGUUAAAAAAAUGUCAACUAGCCAGUGGGUGCUAAUUGGUAUUUGCCCCAUAUUUUUUGAAAAUGCACUAAGUCAAAAAUAACAACAACUCACGAAUAAAAAUCCAAACGAAGUGUGUAUCAAAAACCGAAGAAAAUUUGUAAAUACAUAUAUAUAUUUACUUUUCCAUAAGUGUAUGCAAGUUAUUCUACAUUUUGUCCACAAUGUACCGUCCUCUGGUGCCUAUAUCGGUGAAUGCAAACAUUGGCUUUUAUCUCGCCAUUUUAGUGACUUUAUUGAAUGUGUCGGAAUAUGGCGCCGCGAUCAGUAAUGGCGAUCUGCCCAAAACCACUAACACUUCGUUGGCAGCAAUGAUGUCCAGCCAUAGCGCCAUCAAUCUUCAGCUGCCCGAGUCGAAAGCUGAUGAAAUGGUGACGAACAAAGUGACGGCAUCACAGUGGAACCCGCGAACCUCAGUACGACUAAGAGAUGUGCUGAGCAUUUUCGAUAUAUCCAGCGUGUCGGAGCAUUGGGGCAACAUCCAGAAGUCCAUUAGUAGCAAUUGCUCACAGGAUUUGGAGCUUUACAUGCUCGGAUUGAAUGCAGCUAAUAUAUGGGCAGUGAAAAUGGACGAUGCUUCCGGUCAUUAUACAUCUGGCUUCUUCUAUGGAAACAACUAUUGGCUGGGAUCUCUAUCGCUAUGUGAAUCUAUUUACCACGAAGAUGAUCAUGAUAGCUCAAAUUCAAAAUCUGUGAAAAACUCUGGUCUUCCGUUCGCCAAAGCACAUUCGCAGAUUUACACAACAGUCUACAACGAGAAUCCACCUUUUAUUCCUGGAUUCUUUGUUAUAAAGCUUUUUUUGAACGAUACGUUUCCAGCGCUUAUGACUCGAACCAUCUACGUUGGCGUUUGUUUACCUUCCAGCUGUUCAACCAAAGAAGUCAAUACUUUAGCAGAAUUCACACAAACACCCUCGGCAACACGGACGGUGAACAUUUUGGAUGUGCGCAUGCCCACAAACAGGAAGUUUAACUUGUACGAUGAUCGAACAUUUUGGAUUCUAAUAAUUGUUACAUCUUUCGUCUUCACACUUAUAACCGCUGGUACAUUAUACGAAAUAUACUUGACCCGUCGCUUGAAAGCAGCACUACGUCGUCAGGACAAAGAAAUGAUGAAUAACAGCGAAACCUCCUCUGGCAUUGGCUGUCCUUCUUCUGAUUACAGUGAUUCACUGGCUCAUGAGUCGCUCAAAAAAGAGUCCAUCAAGGAAUCCCUUAACGAACUGAAUAUAGUGCUGAACAUACCACAUGAGAUAACUGGCGGUCCUUCGAGUAGCAACAGCACUUCGGAUGAACAUCUGGAAGGCCAUCUGCACGAACCGGAAAAACUAGGCGUUUACUCCGAAUUAUUAUUAUCAUUCUCAGCUAUUACCAAUUUCAAUGCGAUCUGUGAUCGAAACGUCGGUGCAGACACUAUUCCGUCUAUACAUGGUUUACGUGCCUUUUCCAUGGCAUGGGUCAUACUAGGUCACACUUGCAUAGUGGUUUUCAAAUACUCCGACAAUAUGGAGAUGCGCAAGGAAGUGGAGAAAAAUUUCUUCUUUCAGGCCAUCACCAACGGACCAUUCAGCGUGGACACAUUCUUCUUUAUUAGUGGUUUCUUGGUUUCAUAUUUGUAUUUCCGCACGAACGCCAAAGGAAAACUUAAUAAACUCACGAAAGGAACGAGUGAGCUGGCAGCUGGUACUGCACACUUUUUCGGAUUAGUCGCCUACCGUUUUAUGAGGUUAACAGCUCCUUACAUGUUUGUGCUCGGCGUGGUGCAAGUAUCCAUGAAAUAUUUAGCAGCCUAUUCAAUAUUCGAUCCUCCGACUAUGGAUCACGAAACUUGUCCGCAAUAUUGGUGGCGUAACUUGCUGUACAUAAACACACUCUUUCCAGUAGAUCAAAUGUGUAUGCUAUGGAGUUGGUAUCUGGCCAAUGACACACAGUUUUAUAUAAUCGGUGCUAUCAUCCUAAUUAUUGGCGUACGGCAUUUCAAGUUAUCUGCAUUCACCACACUAUUUUUCUUGGUAUCGUCGUGGAUUACCACGGCAGUCAUAGCGUUUACGAACAACCAUCGUCCAGAUACUGAUGAUCCGCUAGCACUCUUCGAUAAAAUUUAUGACAAGCCCUGGACACGUCUGGGUCCUUACCUUAUUGGUAUGUCUGUUGGUUGGAUACUAUUCCGUACCAACUGUAAAAUUCGUUUACCACGUCUAACGGUAGCCACGCUCUGGGUUUUGGCCAUGCUCAACUUAUUUGUUCUCGUGUUCGGGUUGUAUCGUGCCGAAUUGUCACAGUUUAUGGCAGCCGCGUACAGCUCACUUAGUCACUCAGCCUGGGCUCUAUCGCUGGCAUGGAUUACUAUUGCUUGUUCCACAGGAUAUGGCGGCUACAUAAAUACAUUGCUUUCAGCUCCUUGCCUAUAUCCAUUCUCGCGGGUCACUUAUUGCGCAUAUCUCGUACAUCCGAUUGUCAUACGAUCCAUGGCAUUGAACACCGAUGCCCCCCUUCAUCUGGGCGGUGACACAAUGGUUAUAUUGUUCUUCGGACUCGUGGUGGCCUCGUAUCUGUUAUCGUUUGUAGUGUCGAUGUCAUUCGAAGCACCCGUCGUAACCAUGUUGAAAAUCCUGUCUCCUAGUCGAAAAAAGCGUAUCGCUUAAUUUAAGUAUUGUAAUAUAAUAUUUGUAUAUGUUUAACGUAUACAUGUACAUAUGUAUGUAUUUAAUUACUUUUUCAUUUACAUUUGACUCUUGUUCCUUAAGUUUGUAAUCAAUCAACAUGCACAACUUCAUUAAAAAAAUUAACUGUUAUACAUAUGUACACUGACAUACCGCAAGGAAAUACUCUAGUGCAAAACUUGUUCAGGCGGCUCAGUUUUAUGGCCCCCUGCACCAUUACCCUUUUUUUGUAAGACUUUUAUUACCGUUACAGUUUACCAGUAGCGAAGUAGCCUCUAGAAAUUUUGUAUUUAUGACCCAUCGCAAUACGCGGCAGUCAUCUCUUCAUAAAGUCGCGCUCAGUAUAAUCUUGCGCAACUAGUUUGCGUCUAUUUAGUGUCUGAACUAGUGAACUGUCUGCCAGUUAUCAUUUCCCUUGAGUAUAUGGUAUACACAUACCUAGAUGUACAUAUGUAUAAAAGGUACAAAUAAAAAUUUUAACUAUUUAUCCACGCAUGGACAUACAUAAGUACUUACAUACAAGGUGCGUUCCAAAGUAAACAGUAAAAAAGUAAACUCUGGUGGCGCCAUCUAUAUGUCGACUAGUGCAUUAGAAUCUGUUAUCCUUUAUCGACUUCCAGUAAAAAUUUCAUGACAUUUCAUCUAUUGGAAGUGAAGUUAUUGCGUUUUAAGUGUCAGUAUGUUUUUGUCAACGGUGCGAAAAUGAGCUUCGAACAACUUUCCCAAAGCCAACUUUAAAUUUUGUUUUAAAUUGGUAAAACUUUUACCGAAACGUUUCAAUUGAUGAAACAAGUUUAUGGCGACGAUUGCCUAUCCCGCAGCAGAGUGCAUGAGUGCGACUUCUACCUUUUCGGAAAAAUGCAUUUGCCGAUGAAAGGAAAGCGUUAUGUGGACGUGGAGGCCAUUCAAAAGGCUUGCACCGGCAUACUGGCGGCCAUACCGGGCAACGAGCUAAAACACUCGUUCGACAUGCUUUCGGACCGUGCAAAAAGCUGUAUUAAAGCAGAAGGAGACUAUUUUGAAUAAAAUUAAUUGAUUUUGUCGAUAACCAUUUGUUCUGUCUUUUUUUUAAAAGUCCUGUUUACUUUGGAACGCACAUUGUAUAUAUCAUGAACCAUUUUCGACCAUCAUUUGUGACAUUGAAUCGCAAUUUGAAACACUGGCUUUGGAUUCAGGCUAAACUUUUGAGCACUAACUUUUAAUAUUACAAUGUCAUAAACGAACAUAUGCAUAUAAAUAUUUAUUCCGAAGCUAACGAACGCACUCAUGCUGUGAACGCAGAAAUUGCAAUGAGUAUGCAUUUGAAAACUCAGAUGUACCGAUUCGAUAUAAAACCUUUAAAACAUCCGCUCAUUCUCAUUUAGAUUAGUAGCAUAAAAGUUAUAUAGCCUAUACACACAUGUCUCAGUACCUCUUUAAAAAAGGGUACACGUAGAUAUGUAUGUAUGCAUGUAUUGGUCUACAAAUUUUUUAUAUGAACAUUUUCGAUGAAAUAAAUAAAUGUCAUGAUUUAUAAGUCAAAUGCACAAAAUUAAAGUACAUAGUAAUUAUAAGCCACAAAUAAAAAACUA